Molecule: messenger RNA, 3751 nt
Organism: Anolis carolinensis (green anole)
Lineage: Eukaryota; Metazoa; Chordata; Lepidosauria; Squamata; Anolidae
Gene: snx1
Product: sorting nexin 1
Exons: 12
Coding region: 2136-3398 (420 amino acids)
Biological process (GO): intracellular protein transport; early endosome to Golgi transport
Cellular component (GO): endosome; endosome membrane
Molecular function (GO): phosphatidylinositol binding
Source: RefSeq, a predicted model, not a curated record
AAAUGACUUGCGGAUAAAAAACAGACAAGCUGGCAACCUGCCAGUUUCUUAAACCCAGAGUCAACCUUGAAGGAGGGAUAGUUCAAGGCCUGCUGUGUAAUGACCUGCUGCUGUAAUCCGAUUUAUUCCAGAUCUUGGAGGAGGGAUAUUGCAAAGUUAAGUAUUCCUUGCCUAAGAAAAGCCUGUGAAAUUCAUGCAUACAGGGGUAAAGGAGCGUGUGCACACACAAACUGUAAUUACAUUUCAGCAUUUGCAAGGCUGCCUGUUCCCCUUGGAAUACUAACAGCUGCAAAAACAUUCUCUUGCUCAAACUGCUGCAAAUCCAUUCUUGUGCCCGAUUCUGCUUCAAAGUUUUUAAUGCACACGGUCGUACAGUUAUUAAUACAGAAAGGAGGAUUGUGGAAAAUUAUCUCUGGCCCCAUGGAAUAUUACGCUCUUUGCUUUAACACUUUCUGAACUCUAGAAUGAAAGCCACAUGCACUGAAGGGGAUAGCUGGGCCAGCUUACAACCCCCCCCCCCCUUUCUUUCCCUUCCAGCUGCCUUCGGUGCCAUAACAGCUACUUACUUGUUCGGUUUGAGGCAGAUGUGCCGAGCUCUACCAGGUUCUUCUCGCAGAACAAGUUGCUAAUUAUUAUGUCAGGCUUAUCUCUGUAGGAAGCACAGGCAGGACUUGGCACUGCUGAGGAGCCACUGUUGUGUAGCAUCCGGUUGCUUUGACAGUAAGGAUAGCUGAAGAUGACCUCCUGGAAAGUCUGCUCAGUUUGUUCAUGUUCCCAUAUUUAUUAGAUUGUUAGUAUAUAUCUGACAUUGCCUGGGUGUUGGAGGGGCUUCUGCCCCCUGCUUUCAUCCCUUCUUUCUCGUUCUCUCUUCUCAUACCUUUCCCCCUUUCCUUUCUCUUCCUUUCCUCCUUUUUCUUUCUUUCCGAUUCACUCUCUUCAUUCCUUUCUUUCUAUUCUUUUCUUCCCUCCCUCUCUCAUACACGUCAUCUUUCUUUCCCAGUGACAACACAGAGGACCACUUUACCUAGCAAAAGCCUUUGUGCUCCAAACAGACAGACUUUGACUUAAGGAUAGAUAGAUAGAUAGAUAUGUGAUUCGGAAGUGACUCCAUUCUUGGAUUUGACUCCUGUGGAAUAAAUUACUCACUGAUUUGUUUAAAAUGUUGUCUCUUUGAAUUUGUAGGUCCUUCAGUGCAAUUCUGUGAUCAACAUCUGUUUUUGUACUUGUUUUUGUUGGUGUCUUUUGUCCCAAACGCCAGCAGAUGUGGAAGUGCUGUUUUACCUUGUUGGUUUUCCUCUCUGUCACCAGAAUUCACCACCUUUAGAUGGAUCAAUAGCAUUCAAAAUAUUCUGAGAAUUAGUUUAAGGGAAUAAAGUGAACCGAAAUAAGCUAAAAUGCAUAUGAGUUGCCCAGGAGAAUUUCAGACGGUGUUUCUGAGACAGCAGACAUGGGUUGCCAUACCAAAUCCCGCAUGCCUUUGUAACUACAUCACAUUGUUGGCUGCCUGCUCAGAUUGUGAUUCACCGCACUGCUUGGAUCCUCUUGGCAGUCUUGUUGCACAAUGAGUUACCUCACUUUUGAAUUGGUUAGUUCUUUCAUCCCUCUAAAUUUGAAACCUAUCUUCUGUUUUCUUUGCGGAUAAAUAUAUACCGGUAUGUAAAUUAUGCAGGCUAGUUGUUGUUGAUUAAAAGACCUCAGUUAGAUGCAGUUGUCAAUAUGGUAAACAAAUCUGAGUUAUUGCAGCUGAUCUGGAAUGUGGCACCCGAAGUUUGAAUUUUUUUUUUUAAAGGAAUGUUCUGGCUUUUACAUUUAUGUGCAUAUGCAAAGUGUGGAUUGCAUUCUGUAAAUCUGCAAAAGACAUCUGGGUGCUAAGAAGAGGGUUUGGUGGGUGGAUUUCGUGCCUCAAUAACUAAUAGGGGUUUCUUCAAUCUUGUCCCAUCCAAAAUCCAGGCUGCUUGGGAUUGUUUAAUGCUUUUCAAUCAUGGGUGGGAAAAUGAAUUGGUCCGUGGGCUAAUAUUCAGACUUUCAAAAUGCUGUACUGAUGGCCUUAACUGCUGGAAAAUUAGAGAGAAAUAAAAUUAUCUGGAAGUCCACAUCUAAUUUUGAAAACUAGGUAUUUUUAUGUAAAUUAGGCAAUGACUGGGGAGACUAGUCCAUGUAAAAGGCGAGAUAUCACUCCUGGAACACUUCCAAGAGAGGCAGUUCAUCCUUUUUAUGGCUCUAAAAAUGGAGGCCCAGAGACACGGGAGGCUGCAAAAUCAUUGGACUUUGCCCACCCCUGUUUUAAACAUCACGGGGAUGGUAUGAACGCCUAUGUAGCCUACAAGGUAUCAACCCAGACCACGUUGUCACUGUUCAGGAGUAAGCAGUUCUCAGUCAAGCGAAGAUUCAGCGACUUCUUGGGCUUGUAUGAGAAACUGUCUGAGAAGCAUGCACAGAAUGGUUUCAUUGUCCCUCCACCUCCUGAGAAGAGCUUAAUAGGUAUGACCAAAGUAAAAGUUGGAAAAGAAGAUUCUUCUUCCACAGAAUUCCUAGAAAAACGCCGAGCUGCCUUAGAAAGGUAUCUUCAAAGGACCGUAAGUCACCCGACCAUGUUGCAGGACCCAGACGUCAGGGAGUUCCUGGAAAAAGAGGAGCUGCCGCGAGCUGUUAGUACCCAAACAUUAAGUGGUGCUGGCCUCCUGAAGAUGUUCAACAGAGCUACCGACGCUGUCAGCAAAAUGACCAUUAAGAUGAAUGAAUCUGACAUUUGGUUUGAAGAGAAGCUUCAGGAGGUGGAAUGCGAGGAGCAGCGUCUGCGGAAGCUGCAUGCUGUUGUCGAAAUGCUAGUAAAUCACCGGAAAGAGCUCUCCCUGAACACGGGCCAGUUUGCGAAGAGUUUGGCCAUGCUGGGGAGUUCGGAGGACAACACGGCCCUCUCCCGCGCACUCUCCCAGCUGGCUGAGGUGGAAGAGAAGAUUGAACAGCUGCACCAGGAACAAGCCAACAGUGACUUCUUUCUCCUGGCUGAGCUCUUGAGCGAUUACAUUCGCCUUCUUUCCGUUGUAAGGGGUGCCUUUGACCAACGAAUGAAGACUUGGCAGCGUUGGCAAGACGCCCAGGUCAUGCUGCAAAAGAAGCGAGAAACAGAGGCUCGGUUGCUGUGGGCCAACAAGCCUGAGAAGCUCCAGCAAGCCAAAGAGGAGAUCUCAGAGUGGGAAUCUCGCGUGACGCAAUAUGAACGGGACUUUGAGCGGAUAUCUACGGUGCUCCGCAAGGAAGUGUUGCGGUUUGAGAAAGAGAAAACAAAAGAUUUCAAGACCAAUGUGACCAAAUACCUGGAAAUGCUGUUACAUUCACAACAACAGCUUGUGAAGUACUGGGAAGCCUUCCUGCCAGAGGCAAAGGCCAUCUCCUAACUCGGCUGAGCAAGUGCCCGUCCCGGACUGACUUUGCCUUUACUACACAAUACCUCUUGGCCUUUCUGAUGGAUCUUGCCGAGCUGAUAGACUCCUCCCUGAAGGAGAAGCCGCUUCCCCAGCUAGUAACUCUUCUAACUGUAUAUUUUUUCCAUUUAGGUUCAUAUGCACAAUAUAUAUUUUCCUACUGAAGAGAGACUAGUUUCCUGCUUACGUCGGGCCCCGCGGUAGAUAGCGGAGAGUGGGCAGGGGUCAGUUAGUUUCUGGGGCUUUUGGUAUCGGGCCCAGCGAGGCUUCUUGUGGCUCCUGCAGUGCAAUGAUGACAACUAUGUAAUAAAAUGCAAAAAUCAGGG